GAUAUCGUUUGCUAAAAAAAUUGUUAUUGUUUUGGUUUUAUGUUUUUAUGUCGAUGGUCAUAAAUUCCCAAGAAGUUGUAAGUCUGGUCAGUUUUAUGAGCCAAGUUUGAUGGAUUGCCUGGAUUGUCCUGUUAAUGUAUCGUUAGUCACAUCUGCUGAUGGAUUUGCAUGUACCUGUGAGGAGCAUAGUGUAGCGACAAGUAUUGCACGUUGUAAGCCAUGCAACGUCACCGAAGUCGUUUCCACUGAUGAAACUACUUGUGUUCCUCGAAGAUGUCAAAGCUCCGCGGGUCGUAUAGUUUGCAGAAAGUGUCCACAGGAUCACAUUUCAGUGACUCAAUUAUUCGAUGGUUCACCAGUGAAAGAAGUCCAGUGUGUUAAGUGUGCUCGUGGAUACAAAGUUUUUGAUAACCGUUGUGUCAAAUGUGAGGCUUGUUCGUGUAAAAAGCACGAAGUAAUCGUAAGAGGAAGAUGUAUACCGAAAAAAUAUAUUUUAAGCCGACCUAAAUACAUUGAAAAUCAACUUCAUCCAAAUGAACUAUUAGAGAUAGUAAAAUUGGAAUAUUUCUGUACGCAACAAGACUUUAGAGCGUGUCGUAGUUUAGCGAGCGCUUGCGUUCGUAAUUUCUAUUCAUUGGAUCCCGCAGGACCUUGUAGACUUUGGCUUCAACCUAAUUUAGGAGUAAUCAAAGGACUACCGUUGCUUACGAUAGAUGCUUCGAAAAACAGUAAUCCAGUUAUCUCUUUAGACCGUGAAAAAGAUAUAUAUAUAAAAAUAGCAACGGGAAUCCACACCAGGGUUGGAGGAUUAGAUUUAUUUUUAGAUACGAACCACCGUCCAAAUACAUGUCUUCCACCAAUCGACAUUAAGAUUGGCGAAGAUUUUUCACAUGACUGUUUAAAAAAUGUAACUAAACUUACAGAGGAUGAUUUUGGAGGUAUAAUUGAACUAUACAUACCUUCUGAAACGAGCUUAGAGCUUCUUCCAAUUAAACUAAUAAAACCAAAUGGUUAUGAUAUUCAGAAAGGAAAAUGGCCUUCGAAACAAUUUAGAAAAUUUUUCCUAUUCAAUAGGUUUCUGUCGACGGUUACAAAUACCACUAACACGGUUUAUUUACGAACACUUCUGUUUCAAAUAAGGAUAGAGCGCGAUGCGUCUACGUUUGGUCUACGUCUGCAAAUUACUGUCGAAUGUCAUUACGCUACAAAAUCUCCUUUGACAGAUAUCGUCACGACAUCUCUGAGAGUUGAACAUGAGAUGCCCAUGGCUGGCGUUCUACGAGGUUUGGAAAUAUCCGGGGGAGUUUUUGGAUCUUUGAUGACAUUGUACGCUUUAUUGCAAUGGAGGGGAGUCCUGAGACGGGGUGGGCUUUGUUUUGUUGUUGUGCCUUUGCUGUCGAGUUGUAUAGCCGAUGGUCUUUAUUUCGCGAUAUUAAUAUCGGCGUUCCACGCGCUGGUUGCGGAAGCAGGGACUCUCGCACUCACUCUACCGCUGUCUCAAGCCGAGGAACAAGCUAUAGAGGCGAUAGUUUAUAGCGUCAUUUGUUUAAAGGUACUUAAAGUAUUUUGGAUAAAUUGGAACCAAUGUCGGUGUGACAUAUUCUUCAUAGACUGGACGAAAUAUAAUCCUCCUAUUAGAGAUGUAUUUAUCCAAAAUAAGUCAAAAAAUUGGAAAGAAGCCAUCUUGGCUAAAGAAUGGAUGUCAAAACAAACAAAACGUAGAGUUUCACCCGGCUUCACUGCUGUCAGCACUUUGUUGAUUUUACAUCUUUUAGAUCAAACAUCAAUUAAUCUAUCAAAGAGCCAAGGAUACAAAUGGGUUAUUGCAUCCGUAACUUGGUGGAGUUGUUAUACAAUACUAUUGUGUAUAAGGAUCUUCAUCGAUAAAUUCAUUAAAUCUUCAUCAAUCAAGUUGACGAAAAUAUGUUCUGAUUUGGAACUUUCAUUAUUGAUAUUUGAGCAUGAGAAUUAUGCGCAUUAUGUGGAUGGAAGAAAUGAAGAUUUAAUUGACUUCAGGCCGACCGUUCACGCUUUACAAACAUGUCGUGUUGUUUGUUCGCCUCAGUUGAGGAAUGUAUAUAAAAAGCUGUCAAAUAACGGUGAACUUGGCCACAAUUCGAACCGUGCACUUUUGUCUCAGUUUUUGAGUGCAUUUUUUGAAAGGGCAUUAGACGGUUUAAACUGGGUGGCCAGUGAGAGAACAAUAUUUGAGAAAUUAUUUGAUGUUGAAUUUAUGGAAAGAGAGGGCGGCAGCACUAGUGUGUUACUCUACGAUGGUGACGUCACAACGCCAUCAUGUUUUGCUGUUACGUGGUGGGGAGAAGAGUGGACGCUGGCAACAUUCGACUCUAUGUUAUUUGGCUGUAUUGUGAUAAUGACCGGCAAUUCUGUUUUAUCUGCGUUAAUUACCCUAAUAACGUGGCAAAUUAUGAAAUGUACUCGAGAUUUCUUCGGAAAUUUGAAUGUAAAAAAUAAAGUCGGCUUAAAUAAUUAAAAAUAAUGGCAAUAUUAAGUUAUUCUACACUAAACGCAGAUAAAACUGUUAUACGCAGUAUUUUGUAAUGCAUAGUACUAUUUUUAUUGUUGCUGUAGUUUUAGUACAAAGUGAAACUAGAGAAGUGACAAAAAAUAUACAAUCAGACGAUAGAAGUGAUAUUGAAAUUUUUGAUGCAAGUAAAUACAUGAACCGUCCCACCGUAUACACGACACCAAUCUUACCGAAAUCAGAAACGUAUCAAUCUUUACACGGCUUCAUUGUAAAUAUAUGUAGCGUAAUAUUAAACCGCUUUAAAGGUUCCAAAAUUGGGACAUACAUAUAUACACUGAGCAAAACCUUAAAAGGUUUGGGAUCGGAAUAUAUAAUGAAAGUGAUUAUAAGAAAAUUUGCCAAAUAUUUAAAGGAAUUGUCCACUCUCAGGAGUAAAUUUAUAAAAGAUAAAGUUAAUGGUUUCUUGAAAAUUAUAAAAGGGAAUAAACCGAAAAGGAAAGAGUUGUUUAAACUACUAAAUUCUUUAUAUACCCUACCACAGAAUAUUAAAAUGGAUGUGUAUAUAAAUCGCUUAAAACUAUUUGGUAGAAGUCGAUCGCAACGUAUUAGAAAAUCAACCAGAGAUAUAUUUAAGUAUAUAAUAUUUUAUACGAUAAGUAAUCAAGAUGAUUAUAUCAAGGAUAAUAUUCGGUUUAAAUUCCAUGCCGCUCUUGUUGAGUAUUUGGAGGAAAUAAAGAGUUCUCAC
Messenger RNA from Vanessa tameamea, 3233 nucleotides. Its product is annotated as meckelin-like. Gene Ontology annotation, cellular component: ciliary transition zone; MKS complex. The record is from RefSeq and is a predicted model, not a curated record. Gene Ontology annotation, biological process: cilium assembly. Bases 110 to 2494 code for a protein of 794 amino acids. NCBI's taxonomy places the organism in Eukaryota, Metazoa, Arthropoda, Insecta, Lepidoptera, Nymphalidae. The transcript is spliced from 20 exons.